AUGUCGGAGCACAUCCAAAGACUACACACCAACGAUCUUGAGUUGGGUGCAACAGAGGCCAUUCAAAAACACUACGAGCGUCAUGUCGUCUCUACCAAGGCUGUUUCACAGCGCAAACUUGACUUCGAGCGAGCAAGACCAAGAUGGCUUCGCGAGAUGAUGGCCGAAGCGUACGUGAGAUCACUCACCAUCAACCAUACACAGCAUGCUAACUUUGAUGUCAAUUUAGCNACUGGUGUCUUCUUCUAUGUCUACCCUGGCAUCGCCGCAACAGCUGCGUUUACGCUUGGUGAUGAGAACGCAGCAAUCGGAAGUCUGCUUGGGGUCGGCCUGGCAUUCGGCUUUGGCAUUGCCUUUGCUAUUAUCACUUGUGGUUCGACAUCGGGAGGUCAUUUCAAUCCCGCCAUGACAAUAUGUUUCGCUACUUGGCAAGGUUUCCCAUGGAAGAAAGUCCCCUACUACAUCUUUUCUCAAAUAUUUGGUGCCUUCAUAGCCGGCCUGUUUGUCUACGGCCAAUACCACCAACAGAUUGCUGCGUACGCUGCGACAACCAUCGCUGCCGGUAAAGGAACAGUCUUUAACGGCGGCCCGGCCAGCAUCUUCUGCUCUUUCCCAGCACCGACUCAAAGUCUCGGCUAUCUGUUCUUCGUCGAGUUCUUUGUCGACUCGUAUAUCGGCAUCGUUCUAUGGGCUUGCCUCGACCCGGCCAACCCUUUCAUAUCUCCUCAAGUGGCUCCCUGGGCUAUCGGCCUUGUUUAUUCGACUAUGGUAUGGGGAUUCGCCGAUAUCACCAUCAGCACAAAUUUGGCUCGUGAUCUCGGCACCCGUAUCGUCGCUGCCAUCUUCUUUGGUCGAGAAGCCUUCUCCUACCACAGCUACUCAUGGAUUUCGAUUCUCGUCAAUGUCCCUGCUACACUGUUUGCAACUGCAUACUAUGAGAUGCUCAUGCGAGACAGUCUGCAGAAGAUUGGCAAGGGCGCUGCUUUCCACGAAGACGGUGAGGAAGGAUUGAAUUUGCAUCUGGUGAAGAGCAAUAUCAGUAGGCAGAGCCCCAUGAGCCCAAGUAUGCAGAAGGUGUUUAGUCUGGGGUCUAAUGGGUCGACAUUGCACUCGGGCCCUAAGAUGGAGACUGGCUUUUCGCUUGCAGCAGAGACUGGCAACAACUGA
This is a messenger RNA of Aureobasidium uvarum, 1167 nucleotides long. The record is from the annotation of a GenBank genome assembly. NCBI's taxonomy places the organism in Eukaryota, Fungi, Ascomycota, Dothideomycetes, Dothideales, Saccotheciaceae.